UACCCAUAAAAAACAAAAGAAAAAGAAACAAUACUUGCUGAUAAUUACGUUGAUUCCAUCUUGUUUUUCCUCAAGCCCUCUAAAAGGGCAAGAUUCAACAACACCUGCAGCUCAGAUUGAGUUGUAAUACUACAUAUUCCAAUGCCGGAGAAAGUGGCGGUAUCACCAAAACAGUGGCUUGUUGCAGGGCCAAUGCAUCAAUGGAGAUUUGGUGUGCUAACAGCUCUUGUAUUUGUUGGGAUGGUGGUGGUGUGGAGCGUCGAUGGUUGUACUAUAAAGAACUUCAUUCAAGCUUGGAGGCUUAGGGAAGAUUAUAUUUCCUUCAAACUCAAUGCCACUGUCGAUCUAAUGCAAAUAAAUCAAAAUCUCUCUCUAAACACCCCCAAUGUUCAUGUUUCCGCCACCCAAAAACUAAACCAAAACGACACCAACAGUUUUAGUCCUUUACCCAGUUUGUCUCAGACCCAAAACUACCAAACCGGUACGACUAAUUUUUCUUCCAACAGUUCUGCCAAUUUGUCUCAACUCCAGAAGCGACAAAGUGGGAAUCAAAUUUCGGAAAAUUUGAGGUGGGUUUCAGUUGAACUGGAGCCCAACUUGACUAGUAAUCUUCUGGCUCGUUGGUUGACUCCAGGAGGAGAGCCGUGUAAAGAUUCCCGUACUGUGGAGAUUGCAAUUCGUGACCUAGAUGGAGGGAAGAUGGUGGAGUUAUCAGCUGGUGAAAUCCAUGAAUUUUACUUCCAAGCAUUGGAUGAGUCCGGGAAGCCUCGUUGUCUUGGUGGGGAUUACUUCGAGACUGAUCUUUCAGGAGGGUCAUGGAAAUCUAGGCCUGUGGUCAAAGAUUUUGGUAAUGGUACUUACUUGCUUUCGCUUCAGGUUCAUCCUGAUUUUUCCGGUGAUUAUAAUUUGACCGUCAUUUUGCUCUUUAGACAUUUUGAGGGUCUUAAGUUUUCUCCUCCAAGGUUUGUUUAUGAUAGAGAGUUGCGUCAUAUUCCCAUUAGGUUCUUUAGAAGUAAAGCUAAACUGCCAGGGUUACAAAUUUGUCGAAAAUCUGAUUUUACGAGAGAUAUUUGGUCUGGGAGGUGGACAAGACAUGGAAAGAACGAUGAUUGUCGAAUUAGCCAGGAUGGUAGGUAUAGGUGUCUAGCACCAGAUUUUCCCUGUCAAAAGCCAUGGUGUAGUGGUUCAUUGGGAUCGAUUGAAAGUAAUGGUUGGGUAUACUCAAGUCAUUGUUCUUUUAGGAUGUUUUCAGCUAAUUCUGCUUGGAAAUGUUUGAAAAAUAGGUGGAUUUUCUUCUGGGGCGAUUCCAAUCAUGUUGAUACAAUAAGAAACAUGCUGAAUUUUGUCUUAAAUUUGCCUGAUAUACAUUCAGUUCCUAGGAGAUUUGAUAUGAAUUUUUCAAACCCCAAGGACCCUUCUCAGUCGGUACGAAUUACAAGCAUUUUCAAUGGUCACUGGAAUAAGACACAAAAUUACCAAGGGUUGGAUUCUUUGACAGAUGAAGGAUUUAGGAAUUUGCUGAAAAAUUACUUCUCUGAGGACACCGUUCCGGACUCGAUAAUUGUGAACUCAGGCUUGCACGAUGGUGUUCACUUUCAUAGCAUAAGAGCAUUCUCUAGGGCAGCAGAGUAUGCUGCUUCAUUUUGGGAAGAAGUUAUGGAGUCCAUAAAACACAGGGGAUUGAGGGUGCCACAAAUUUUCUAUCGUAGCACAGUGGCGACUGGUGGAUAUGCACGGUCGCUGGCAUUUAAUCCUAAUAAAAUGGAGGCAUUUAAUGGGGUAUUCUUAGACAAGUUGAAGCAAGCUGGGCUGGUUUCUGGUGUGAUCGAUAACUUCGAUAUGACUUUUCCAUGGCAUUUUGAUAACCGUUGUAACGAUGGUGUACAUUAUGGAAGAGCUCCAUUGAAGAUGAAGUGGAGGGAUGGUGAAAUUGGACACCAAUAUUUUGUCGACCUCAUGUUAGCCCAUGUGCUACUUAAUGCUCUAUGUGCGCAAUAGUUGAAGUAAAUUGUAGGUAAUUGGCAAUUUUUGGAAGGUUUCUGUUUAGUAGCUCUGGAAAGUAGCAUUUGUGAAGCUAUUGAGUUGCUGGAUAUUGCUACUGCCAUUGCAGGCUUUGUUGGAACACAUGGAGAGACAGCUUAGAUGGUGCAUGGAAUCAAAUUUUCAAGACUUUUACGUAAUGGAUGAUAUUCAUUAAUAGGUUAGGAUUGGCAUUCUUUAUUUGUUUAUAAAUUUAUUACCACUUACAGUCUUAGAUAGAUCCAGCUCUCAGGCAUGUAGAUUAUGAGAGUUCCACGGAAUGUAUUAGUGAAUAUGGUCAUAUAUAAUAAUGUAACCAGUGCAUAUAUUUGAUGUUUUGUCAAUAUAAUUGUUUGUUACAUAAAUUUUUAGUUGAUCUAUUGC
Molecule: messenger RNA, 2403 nt
Organism: Pistacia vera
Lineage: Eukaryota; Viridiplantae; Streptophyta; Magnoliopsida; Sapindales; Anacardiaceae
Exons: 2
Coding region: 142-1998 (618 amino acids)
Source: RefSeq, a predicted model, not a curated record